Phalaenopsis equestris is the source of this 770-nucleotide messenger RNA. RefSeq lists its product as uncharacterized. The transcript is spliced from 3 exons. Lineage: Eukaryota; Viridiplantae; Streptophyta; Magnoliopsida; Asparagales; Orchidaceae. Bases 176 to 634 code for a protein of 152 amino acids. The record is from RefSeq and is a predicted model, not a curated record.
UAGAAGACAACCAUAAUACGUAUCAUGACACUAAAAUUUUAAUUGAAGUGAGAAGGUAGCUGCAGUUGUUCAGUCGUCCUAAAAUUUCUGUCGCGGGAUCAUCUGUUAGGUGUGGCGUCCGAUUCAACUUCUGAAAGGUCGAUAAAUCCCGAAGGAGGAAUCAGAAGCUUCUUCAAUGGAGAUCUCGUCGAUGAUCGUCUCCGCCUCGUCCUGCUCAUUGUCACCGUUUCAGACGCAGCGGAUUGCUGGGCCUCGGAUCGGAGUUAGCUUCCUAUGUUCAACCGCAAAACCUCCAACAUUUGAACGGCAUCGAUCCAAGCAGCGCUUUGGCUUCGUUCGAUCUCAGGUCAAUUCUAGCUUACAACGUGACUUGCAUAGAUUCCCAGAGGAAAUUAUCCAGAAACCAAAUGGCUUAUAUUUAAAUAAAAGAGAAAUAGGGAGCAAACCUCCAUGCAUUGAAUGUCAGGCUAAGGGUGCAACCUUAUGUGUCACUUGCUCAGGUUCAGGCUUAUAUGUUGACUCCAUUCUCGAGAGUCAGGGAAUUAUUGUUAAAGUGAACUGUUUAGGUUGUGGAGGCAGUGGAAACAUUUUGUGCUCAAAAUGUGGUGGGAGAGGUCAUGCUGGCUUUAAUUAAGCUUUCUGGUUUUAGCUUACCUUCCUUUAAUCUUUAAAAUCUGUACCUAAUGUUCAAAUUCUGGCUUUUUAUGUAUUUGAUCAUUUAAUAUAACAUUAUUGAUAUUCAUUUGAUCAAUAUAGAAGAGCUUAUAUCA